GCGGGCUUUCGCAGCACUACUUUAGUAAAAUUCCCACUCGGCGAACAGUUUUUGUUUAUUAUAUUUAAUAUUAAUUUCAUCAACCACAUUAACCAGCGCCAAAAUGGGACCCGAGGAGGAACUGCUGUUCCGCAACUUCCAGCGCCUUAAAAGCUAUAUGUUCGACGACGAGAAGGUGUCCACGACCACGUCCCGGGAGCAGCAAAAGACGGAGAGUUCGGUGGAGAAAUGCUUCGAUCGAUUCGAGCAGCUGAUGUUUACCCACCCGCGCCUUACCCAGGUCUUCCGCCUCGAGCACCAGUACUACCUAGAUGCGAUGCUGAGGCGACUGCCCUCCAACUACGAGUGCCUGGACAGCAGUCGACCGUGGUGCGUCUACUGGAUCCUGCAGGCGGCACAGUUGCUCAGCUUUAACUUCGACGACCAGACGCUAGACCAUGUGGUGCAAUUCCUUAGAAACUGCCGAACGCCAACGGGUGGCUUUGGAGGAGGACCUGGUCAAUAUGCCCACCUGGCGCCCACCUAUGCGGCUGUCAACAGCCUGUGCAUCAUCGGCACUGAGCAGGCUUACCGCGCCAUCGACCGCCCAACUUUGGUGCAGUUCCUUUUCAGCGUGCGCGAAUCGGACGGAUCCUUCCGCCUGCAUGUGGAUGGGGAGACGGACGUGCGCGGCGCUUACUGCGCCAUCUCCUGCGCCAAGCUGCUGAAUCUUCCCGAGCCGGUGCUAAAGGAACUGUUUGCGGGCACCGGCGAUUGGAUAGCCCAGUGUCAGACAUACGAGGGAGGAUUUGGCGGCGCCCCUGAUCUGGAGGCCCAUGGUGGGUACACAUUCUGCGGGAUUGCCGGGUUGGCGCUGCUCAACGAGGCGGACAAGUGCGACAGACAGGCUCUGCUCAAGUGGACGCUGCGCCGGCAAAUGACCUAUGAGGGCGGCUUUCAGGGGCGGACCAACAAGCUUGUGGACGGCUGCUACUCCUUCUGGGUGGGCGCCACCAUUCCCAUCACACAGGCCACGCUAUCCGGCGUUGAUAAACAAAUGGAGCACACACUUUUCGAUGUGGAGGCCCUGCAGGAGUACAUUCUGCUGUGCUGCCAGAAGCAGAACGGUGGGCUUAUCGACAAACCCGGCAAACCACAAGAUCUCUACCACACGUGCUAUACGCUAAGUGGAGUUUCCAUCGCCCAACACUCGGAGUGCGCCAACAGCCCCCAGGUCCUGGGCGACACUAUUAAUGAGCUACUGCCCACCCACCCACUGUUCAACGUCCCACCGAAGUCCGUUGCAGCUGCCAGGAGCCACUUCAGCAAUUCCAAUGAUACAGAGUUCUCGGGCAGUGAGAGUCCUGACAAGGACAGUUAAAGCUUCAGGAUAGGAGUACGAGCCUAUAUGGGGAGCUUUUUUUGGAUGGUGGUUUACCUUAAAAAAACUAAAUUUGCUUUAAUAAAAUUAUCUUUGAAUUAUAGUAUUUUUCGCUUCUAAACAUUUAUGUAUGUAUAUUGAAAGAGGAAUUGAUUAAAAUAUACAACCUUUCUGCACUA
Messenger RNA from Drosophila rhopaloa, 1539 nucleotides. RefSeq names its product protein farnesyltransferase subunit beta (gene Fntb). Gene Ontology annotation, cellular component: protein farnesyltransferase complex. Lineage: Eukaryota; Metazoa; Arthropoda; Insecta; Diptera; Drosophilidae. Bases 104 to 1360 code for a protein of 418 amino acids. The transcript has 4 exons. The record is from RefSeq and is a predicted model, not a curated record. Gene Ontology annotation, biological process: protein farnesylation. Gene Ontology annotation, molecular function: protein farnesyltransferase activity.